Branchiostoma floridae (Florida lancelet) is the source of this 8825-nucleotide messenger RNA. RefSeq names its product filamin-A-like. Lineage: Eukaryota; Metazoa; Chordata; Leptocardii; Amphioxiformes; Branchiostomatidae. The record is from RefSeq and is a predicted model, not a curated record. Gene Ontology annotation, biological process: actin cytoskeleton organization. Gene Ontology annotation, molecular function: actin filament binding.
CCUAAAUGAGGAUAAACAGAUUGGCAUUCCAAUCAUUCCCCGAGACACAACAAACUAGCAUCUUUCAAUCCGCCUGUUACCAUCUGCUUAGAUUAUGGACUCUUUAACAUCAAAAACAAGUCCAUAUUCCAUGGCCGCCGCUGAUUCCGAUGAGGAGACUAUCCUGCAAUUUUCUUCUUCAAUAUAUCUCCGAAUAAGGAAUUCAAAAACAUCCCUCAUCGACCUCAACGAUACGUCUCCAAGCCGACGACCUCCGUCUGUUGCUUCAUCAGUCUGUGGGUCCAUUCGUUCCACUCGAUACGAUACUAUCGAAGAGAAUCCCGCCGACGAACCGUCAUUGCUUUCAAGCGACGAGCAGCCAUUGCUUUCAAGCGACGAGCAGCCGUUGUUUCCAGGCCACGAGCAGCCACUGCUUUCAAGCGACGAAGUCUUCAAGUCUAGCGAAGGAGAGGUCCAAACGUCUCCGUUUAGUGACUCAGGAGUAAGCUCACUCGAAGAAGUGUUUGUCAGAGACACUGAAGACAGAACUGAGGAUACAGAGACAGACGUAGACAGAGAUCCACACCAGGUAGAGAAAAAGAAAGAGUUUGUGAGAGACACCGAAGACAGAAGCGAGGAUACAGAGACAGAAGUAGAGCAAAAUUCGGACCAAGUAGUGAAAAACAAAGCUUUUGUCAGAGACUCUGAAGACAAAACCGAGGAAACAGAGGUGGUGAAGGAUCCUAACCAGGUAGAGAAAAAGAAAUCGGUACUUGAAGACAUAAGAGCUCUUGGACAGCUGGGAAGAGCAGAUUCAUCAUCAGAGAGUACUCUGACCAUAGACGAGAGCAACGACGAGCAAGAAGACACUCCUGUUCACAGUACUGAAGACUCAGAUACAGAAGAGAAGGUCACAGAAUCAGGCCCUGAAGAAUUGGAUCCAGAGCUUGCUACUCAAAACCCUUUACAGGAAAGCAGUAGCAGUCAAAUCCAGGAAGAACUCGUUCCAGAACCUGCUAUAGCUAGUAGCAGCAGCUUUGCUAGAGAAGAGGAAGAGUUAGAGGGAGGGAUGAGUACUCAGCAAGCAGUACAGACACACGACGCACGUACGUCAGUUCUGGACGACAUUCGCAAAAUCGGUGAGAAGAGAUCACAGGAAAACAUAGACGACCAGUUAGACAGCAAAAGAAGUAAGCCCUCCUAUACUUCGUCUGAGUCGGACGAUAAAUUAGGAAAGCCACCUGCCUAUACACCGGUUGCAGCAGUAACGCCAGCCGAGGAAGUACAGUCCUCUUCACCGCCUAGUAGAGUAAACCCUCCCGUAGGCGUAAGAGAGCCGAAUUCAGGCUCCCACAUCCCACAGAGCGUCCUGGCGGGUGGUAAACCUAAAGGCGAGCCAAAGAAACCUCGGGGCGUCCAAGAAGGAAACGUCAGAAAGAAGGCAAGCUUCUUUCGCAAGAAAGGACAGAGCGACGAAGAGCUAAGCAAACAACCGUCUCCUCCACCGAAGGUAAGAACGUCAGGACCCGGCGUCAUGGAUAGAAUCAAGACCUUCUUCGGUCGAGAAAAGACCAGUUAUGACCUACAGCAGGCGCAGACCGAUGUUGGCAUAAAGUACGGUACGUCUGAAACCUUACCUGACCAACCACGAGAGCGCAAGCCACUUCUUGAGCUACAAGAGGAGGCUCCAAAGCUAAGGAAAGCAGAAGUACAAGUAGUAGAAGAUGAAGAAAAAAGCCUGCCUACCCCUACCGUGGUGAGGUCUCAAACAAGAUCAAUGGAACCUGAUACAUCAUCUAGUAGCGGUGUUGAGAACAACGUUUCGAUGAAGAAAGCUGCAGUGCCGGAAGUUAAAACGGCACUAGCUCCAGCAGUCAAUGCCUCUGCUGCCGGUCCCAGCGCAGACCUACCGUCAAAAGAAGCAAAAUUAGAGAGAAUGACAUCAAGUUCAGAUAACACGUCUUCAAGCAGUCUUGAUCUCCCAAAGAAGAAGAAGCUGAAAAAGAAAGAAAAGAAGAGCUCUACGAGUAGCCUGUCCUCCCUCAGCAGUGUGGACGACAGGAAGGGAGGCCGGAUGAAUAUUGAUGCUGAAGAUUCCAAUCUUCCGCCGAGUAGAGUAGUUGGAUCAAAAGGAUCCUCGCUGAAGCGGAAAUCAGUUCCUGAGGUACAAAGCGCCCCUCCACCAGAGGCACAGAAGCCUCCUGCUCCGGUGGCAAAAACAACUCCUCCGAUCGCAGUGAAGAAGACACCUUCUCCGGAGGUAAAAGCUCCUCCUCCCGUGGAGGUAAAGCGCACUCCUCCUCCGGUCCAAAAUGUGUCUCCUCCCGUCGAAAAGGCGUCUCCUCCAAUGGAAGUACAGAAGCCGUCUUCUUCAGUCAAAAGCUUACCUCCUCCAGCUAAGGUACAACAGCCUCCGCCCGUUGAAGUACAGCGUGCUCCUUCCCCGGUCCAGAAGGUGUCUCCUCCCGUUGAGAAAGCGUCUCCUCCAGUUGAAGUACAGCGGGCCCCUCCCCCGGUCCAGAAAGCGUCUCCUCCUGUCGCGAAAGCGCCUCCUCCGGUUGAAGUUCAGAAGCCGUCUGCUCCGGUUAAGAAAACGCCUCCUGCUGUCAAGAAACCGGUCGCCAAGACCGCCCAACCGAAGAAGACCGCCGAGUCACCGCGCGUGCGCGAGACCGUCUCUCCGAUGUAUGUUGUCGAACCUGCCGAACCUGUGAAGACCACGCCCCCUCCUGUUCUACCUCAGGCUACCCAGGUGACCCAGGUCGAGACGCAAGCUCCCGCUCCGCCUGUCAACAACAGCGUGCCCCUGCACACAGCAAAGAGCCCCGGGGAUAUCGAAGGAGCCCGACAAUCUGUCCUCGGCGACAUCAAACAACUUCGGAAAGACUCGACGUCGUCCUCGGACAUCGAAGAAGAGGUAACCCCGACAACUGCACUUUCCACCGCGCCUCCAGUCUUCCCAAUGGAAGCACCGCCUACUGUUGUCGAAGAGGUCCGUUCGGCCCCACCACCCACCAUGGAGGCACCUAAAGAACAAUCUAUUGUCGAAAAGAUAAAAGACAAAGCUGAUGACAUGUUCAGUAAAAAGUCCACCCGUAAGGCAAAAACGAUUGAGGGUAGGGAGAUUGAUGAUGUUGAUCAGCUAAAGGAAAUACUUAAGAAGAAGAAAGGUGCGAAGAUAAUCAUCGUGAGUGAAGAUGAUCUGACGUCGAGUUCCAGUUCCAGUUCCAGUUCGAGUGACGAAGAACCAGAGCCAGAGAAACCACCACCAGCCAUGCCGGAACAAGUGGCACUAGCCUCCGCAGACACUGCCUAUUCCGCUCCUCCUCCUUCCAAGCUUCUUAAUGGACAACCAGAAACUUCUGAAACUUCCGGAAAAGUGAUUGUUUCCGGGUCAGGCCUGGGACAUGUUCCGGUUCACCGCACGGCCAAGUUCAUGGUCAGCGCUGAAAAUGUGGAGGAACUGCCAAUGGAAAUCAUCGUUACAGGGCCGAGGAAAGACCGUCUCCCGUGCCGAUACAACGACGCCAACGGCGGCAUCCAGGUGGAAUAUGUGCCCGAAGAAGUCGGUGAACAUGACAUAUCUGUCAAGUACAACGGCACGGAAGUUCCCGGCGGUCCGUUCGUCUGCCAUGCCUAUGACAUCACCAAGAUCAAGGUCAGCGAGGCCAAAUGGGACGUCGGGAAGGACGUGGAAUGCGCUGCCCAGUCAUCGAUCCGAACCAGGUAGUAGUCCGCGGUGAGGGAUACAAACGAGGACAUUAUCUACCAGUGGGGGAGACCGUGUCCUUCAACGUGGACACCACGGAGUCCGGAGAUGCUCCCGUGGUGGCAACUGUGUCAGACUCGGUAGACCGCGACGUCCCCUGCGAUAUGUACAAAGAUGGAUCCAUCUAUACGGCAACAUACACACCCACGGAACCAGGUGACCACAAGGUGAACGUCAAGUACGCGGGCCUGACCGUGGCCAGUAGCCCCGUGACCGUGCAUGCGUAUGACGUCAACCGCGUCAGCCUUGGUCCACUCAGCAAGAGGGACGAACUAGGAUAUGUGUCCAGUAUCGUGGACACAAAGAAAGCUGGCCCAGGGAUCCUGCACACGUCUGUGACCACCAAGGAUGAGACCGUUCCUCACAACUGCGAUAAACUGGACACCGGGAAAUACAAGGUCUCCUUCCAGCCCAAGCGGCUGGGGCAGUAUGAAGUCCACGCCGAGUACAAUGACGUCACAGUUCCAGGAUCUCCAUUGGUGUACGAGAACUUCGACACGAGCGACAUCGCGGUGAGCGGGGAAGGCUUAGGGAACGUGCCUGUUGGGAAACUCGCAAAGUUCCAGGUGGACGCUAGCAAGACUCCGGGAGGGGACGUGGUCGUCAAAAUAGCAGGACCUUCAGAAGACGCUACUGUGCAAGGAGAGAUUGUUGAAGAAGACGACAUCUACACAGUUCUGUACAUACCAUCGGAAGUUGGUCAGCACGAGUUUCUGGUCCUUAAGGAUGACGUCACCAUAAAGGGUUCCCCAUUCAUCUCACACGCAUAUGAUCCGAGCAAGAUCCAAGUGUCGGAUCAGAGUAAAGCCAAGAUCGGCGAUAGCGUUGAGAUCCAAAUCGAUACCACAAAAGCUGGAAGAGGAACGCUAGGUGGGGAAGUGAGGUCCAACGGAAGGUCGAUUCACAGUCAAUUGUCAUCUACCCAACCCGGGCUAUACAGUCUCUGUUAUACUCCUGAUAGGUCCGGGGAGUAUUCAACAAUCUUAAGGUUCAACAAGGAAGACGUGCCGGGUUCCCCGUACGUCUGUACUGUGGCUUCGGCCGAGGAUGUGAAGGUCAAGGGAGAGGAACUAGUUCCGGUGGGACAGCGUGCAUUGUGGGAAAUUGACACCUCGCGCUCCGGUGACGGUGAAGUCACCGUGAAGAUCGCCGGACCCCGGAAGGGAGCAGACUAUGCCGGCAGUGUGACCCCAUCUGACCAGGAUAAGGUCACGAAUGUGGAGUACCUUCCAAGUGACGUAGGCCAGUACGAUUUCCUGGUCCUCUUUGAUGGAGAGCCAGUGAAGCAGAAGCCGUUCGUUAGCCACGCGUACGACGCCUCGGCCGUAGAGGUGAACGCACAGGAGAGAGGGAAGAUAGGAAAGGACGUUUGUCACAAAGUUGACACUACGAACGCUGGACAGGGUGUCCUGAAGGCUGUAGUGGCGGCAGGUGGUCAAGACGUGCCGUCCAAACUGAGUUCAGUCGGAGAGGGACUGUACGAUCUAACGUUCACCCCAAAAACUAGUGCAGCCCAUCUUACAACAUUCUCCUUCAAUGACACCAUCGUUAAAGGGUCUCCAUAUACAACUGCCCUGUCGACCCCUGAGGACAUAGUGGUCAUGGGGGCAGGGAUAGGCGAACAGAAAAGUAUUCCGGUCAACAAGGAGGCUAUCAUGAAGAUUGAUGCCACCAAGGCUGGGGACGAAGAGGUGGUCGUCAAAGUGGCCGGACCUACGGAGAGGGACUUCCCUUGUGAAAUGAACGCAGAGGAUCAGAUCUACAGUGUCAACUUCACACCCGUGGAUGUCGGUGACCACAAGUUUAUGGUGAAAUAUGGCGAGGAAGAAGUCAAGGAAAGCCCGUUCAUAGCGCAUGCCUUUGAUCCAAGCAAAGUCGAAGUGCAAAGCGUUCCUAAGGCCAAACUAGGACAGCAAGUGUCUUUGAAAAUUGAUGGCAGGAAUGCUGGCAAGGCAGAACUUACCGGAGAAAUCAGCAAGGAUGGGGACAAGGUUCCCUCCGAGCUGUGGAAGGCGGAUGACGGGCGUCAUUUGAUGACUUUCCUCGCCAAUGAACUUGGAACCUACAACGCCCACAUCCGACACGGUGGUCUUCCUGUGGAAGGGAGCCCAUUCCCAUGCAAAGUGUUCAACAUGGACGCCAUUGAUGUCCACGGGGAUGGUGUGAGCGAGACUCUGCCUCUUCCUGUGAACGAGAAGACCGCUUUUUACAUGGAGACAAAAGGACCAGGGAACGUGGAAGAUGCCUUGGUGAAGGUGUUCGAUCCCACGGGUAAAGAUGUACCAGCUAACAUCACAUCACACAACGGAACGUAUACCGUAGACUACACUCCAAGAGAGAUUGGUCCACACAAGGUUAGGGUGCACUAUGACGAGAAGGAAGUGUCUGGCAGCCCCUACACCGUCAACGUUUUCGAUGCCAACAGAAUACGCGCUGAUCCAGACAGGACUGCCACAGUUAACCAACCUGUCAACAUCAAAGUGGACGCCAGAGAUGCUGGUCCAGGCAAGUUGACCUACACUGUCGAUCCCAACGUCCCCGACGUUAUGACGGAGCCUUCUCGUGACCAGUAUCUCGUGCAGUAUACUCCCACCCAACCUGGAACCUACAGUGUCAACAUGAAGUACAACAACAAACCUGUGCCAGGUACACCAUUUGUGUGUGAUGUCCAGGCCGAACCCGAGAUUGGUGUAGUUGGAGAUGGGUUGGUGAGAGGAUAUGUUGAUGAAAAGGCCUUCUUUGACAUUAAUGCUCAAAACUGCAAGCUGGAAGAGCUUGGCGUCAGGAUCUCAAACAACAAUGGAUUUGUCCCUCACGAGGUGGACAGCAAAGGUGACCAACACAAAGUUAUCUACACACCAAGAGAUGCAGGACCCCACACUGUGGACAUUGUGUACUUUGGAAAACAUGUGGAAGGUAGUCCCUUCUAUCCAAACAUCUCCGCACCAGGGAAUGUUCAAAUACUUGGCAAAGAGGGACAGCUGGUGGCAGAUAGACGGGCGUUGCCCCUGAAAGUGGACAAGACAUGUAAUGUGGAGUUGGACGCAUCCACUGCUGGACAAGGAACAUUUAAAUCUUUGGUGCGUGGUCCGUCAGGAGAGAUCCAGUCCUCGGUGACUGACAUGGGAAACGACAGGCAUAAGCUGAAGUUUACACCCCUUGAGAAGGGCGACCACGAGAUCUCUGUCGUGUAUGCUGGUCGCAACAUCAAGCACUCGCCCUUCCAAGCAGAUGUACAAGAGCCGGACAUACAAGUGAUUCCAGAGACUCAACAAGUACAACAAGUCCAGCAACUCCAGUCUGCGGCACCACCGCCGGUACCUUCCCAGUCUGCAAAGGCACCUUCUCAAUCAUCACGCCCUGUGGAGGCUCCUCCAUCCCCACCCACACAGGUGCCACCACCCACACAGGUGCCACCACCCGCACAGGUGCCACCACCCGCACAGGUGCCACCGCCGGGACAGGUGUCUCCACCUGAACAGGUGGCCCAGCCGGCACAGGUGCCCGCACCUGAGCAGGUGGCAACCGCAUCGCCUGUAGGUGAUGUUAUCUUGAAGGGACUGCCGGAGUAUGCCAAUGCCAAGACUCCAUUCCGAGUUAGCGUGGACACAAGGCCAGCUCCUGGGGGAGGGACCCUGGCUUCAAGGUGUUUUGGACCAAGCAAGUCCUCAGACGUGCAGCUCUUUGACUUUGAGAAUGGUACCUAUGAACUAAGGGUCACACCCAAGGAGAAGGGCAGGCACACACUAGAGGUGGUCUAUGACCAGAAACAUGCUCCAGGGAGUCCCCAUGUGUUUGAGGUUGGUUCCAAGUCAGACUACAAGAGGGUGAAAGUGUUUGGACCAGGCCUGAACAAUGGGAUGAUCAACUACUACCGAGGGAACUUCCUCUGUGACACGCGUGGAGCCGGGGAGGGCGAUCUGUCCGUCAGGAUUCAGGGACCAAAAGGGGCCUUCAAGGUGCGCAUGAACCCAUUGGCUGAGAAUGAUCGUGUCAUAGCCGUGUCAUACGACCCAACGUUCCCCGGAAACUACGACAUCACUGUAAAGUGGUCCGACAAACACGUCCCUGGCAGUCCCUUCAGGGUGUACCUUGCACCCCCUUCCUCUGAACCAAUGGGACAGCCCCGACUACCUCCCAUGAUGGGACAAUCCAUACCAAGGACAAGGGGGAGUAGUCGAUAGUAAUACUCGGAAUGAUACUAACUUAAAGUAACAGUAAUGAUAUACCAUUUGGCUUGCCCCUGAGGCUUCGCCAAAAAGGAGAUCUGAAACACUGUCAAACAAGCAUGAUAUAAUCAUCAAUAUGUUUUCUUCUGAUUAUUUUUUCUUCUGAAUAUUUAUUCUGCUGUAUAUUUUUCCUGGUUGUCUAGAGUCUAGACACUUUUCAUUCUCAGUUCUAUUUAAGUUGUAUAAAUAUUUAGUUUCUUCCAUCUUACUAUGCUUUAUCCAGGGUUUGGUACAGGGUCUCAUUUUCAAUAAACAUUUAAAAUGAAAUAACUAAAAAAAGAUUUAGAGAAACCUGUCUUCCUGAAUAGGAUUUGUAAGCACAAAAUACUUUACUUAAUAUCAUUUGCUAUUACCAUUCCUAUACUUAAUGCAUUGCUGGUCUAACAUUUCAGAUUUUAAGAUAGUAAAUUAUAACAUUUGACAAAGGACUGCAUGUCCAUAGAAUGAAUUUCUCAGGAUCUAACAUUCAUCUUUACUGUUAUGUAUCUAUUACUAUACUAUUGAAACAGUUUAAGUUGUAUAUUUACCGAGCUGCUUAUUUGUCACAGUUACUUUUGAGUUACUAUUGAGUCAUAAAACUAUUGAGGCAUUAAACUUAAAGGUAUAUCAAACGUACAUACAGAGAAGAAGUGAUGAUCUGUGGGAACAUUGUAGAUAUACAUGUACCCAAGAAAUAGAUCAGACGUAUAUGUAUCCUGUUUUUACUACUUUGCACUCUUAUUCAGCUUAAUGUCGAAAUAGAUUUUAAAAAAUGGCACUGUCAUGGCUGACAGCUACACACUAUGUUUUAACGUUACAUGUACUACUGGUAUGGUGGGGGUUUAAAAUAAAGUUAAUGUUUUAUUGUA